This is a messenger RNA of Glycine soja, 1513 nucleotides long. Its product is annotated as FKBP12-interacting protein of 37 kDa-like. Gene Ontology annotation, cellular component: nucleus. The coding region runs from base 148 to 1179 and encodes 343 amino acids. The record is from RefSeq and is a predicted model, not a curated record. The transcript is spliced from 14 exons. Gene Ontology annotation, biological process: regulation of alternative mRNA splicing, via spliceosome. Lineage: Eukaryota; Viridiplantae; Streptophyta; Magnoliopsida; Fabales; Fabaceae.
CCAAGUGCACAAUUUUGGAAUGCAGAUUCAACGAUUAAGUGUUGAUUCCUUGUAGUUGUAGUUUGUACUAGCAGCAGCAAUUUGUUUCGUGAGCACUUGCAGCUUCGGUUUCUUCACUCUUCUUCGCUAGGGUUUUUGAAGUUGACGAUGGCUUCGCCUCCUCAUUUCGACGAAGACUUUGAUUUUGGAGGCGGUUUUAGCGGAACGCAUUCAGAUACUAUAGGUAAUAAGAGGUCAUCUCCCGACUAUGACGAGGAUGAAUAUGAAAAUGAUCCUUUUGGACACAAGAAGGCCAAAUCUAAAGCUGAAGAAGCUGCUUCUGGUGUGACAACAGGAAUGAUUUUGUCUCUUCGCGAGAGUCUUCAGAACUGUAAGGACAUGCUUGUUACAUGCCAAAAUGAACUUGAGGCUGCAAAAUCUGAGAUUCAGAAGUGGCAUUCUUCUUUUCAAAAUGAACCUUUUAUACCUGCUGAGACCACUCCAGCCCCGAAAUUGGUGAUUAAUUAUCUUCAAGCUCUGAAAUCAUCUGAAGAAUCUUUAAGAGAGCAGCUUGAAAAAGCAAAGAAAAAGGAAGCUGCAUUCAUUGUCACAUUUGCAAAACGGGAACAAGAGAUAGCAGAGUUGAAGUCUGCUGUACGGGACCUGAAAGCUCAGCUCAAGCCAGCUUCUAUGCAGGCAAGGAGGUUGUUAUUAGAUCCAGCAGUGCAUGAAGAGUUCACAAGAUUAAAGAAUUUAGUUGAAGAAAAGGAUAAAAAAGUAAAGGAGUUGCAAGAUAACAUUGCGGCUGUAAACUUUACCCCCCAAAGCAAGAUGGGGAAGAUGCUGAUGGCUAAAUGUAGAACCCUACAGGAGGAAAAUGAGGAGAUUGGGAAUCAGGCUUCUGAGGGCAAGAUGCAUGAAUUAGCAAUGAAACUUUCAGUGCAGAAAUACCAAAAUGCAGAACUCAGAAGUCAAUUUGAAGGGUUGCAAAAGCAUAUGGAUGGAUUGACAAAUGAUGUGGAUAGAUCCAAUGAAAUGGUGUUAAUGUUGCAAGAUAAAUUAGAAGAGAAGGAUCAGGAGAUCCAAAGACUGAAAGAUGAGUUGCAACCAAAAAGCCUCGUCGUGGAGGACGGGAAAACAGAUCCAGCAUCUAAUAGGAAUGAUGAUGAUGAAACGAUACCUACUGAAGCCGCUAAUUAAUGUGGGCUUUUGGUUUACCUUUGGAAGUUGAAUCAAAAGUUACAAAUUCUUAUUUUUCACAAGAUGAGAAUGUGUCAGUUCAGCCUAACGUUAAGCCAAACACAAUUGUAUAACUUUAGACUUAAAGAAGUUUGAGUAAAUACUCAAGUUAGUCCUGAGAAUCACUGGGAAUGUUUUGAUCCCUAAAAGGAAAAUGAUCAUUUCAUCCCUCAAGAGUGUAAAUUGAUGAAAUUUUGGGGAUCGAAUUAGGUAAAGUGAAUUUUUUUUUUUACCGUCAAUUAUUCCUUUACAAUUCACUAUAGUUAUAUUUAAAUUCAAAAUAUCAUUCGAAUUA